Molecule: messenger RNA, 4182 nt
Organism: Bactrocera latifrons
Lineage: Eukaryota; Metazoa; Arthropoda; Insecta; Diptera; Tephritidae
Exons: 11
Coding region: 59-4153 (1364 amino acids)
Cellular component (GO): plasma membrane
Molecular function (GO): protein binding
Source: RefSeq, a predicted model, not a curated record
ACUAAGAAGUAUUUCGCAGCGAAAGAAAUAAUCAAAUCGCAAAGAAUUUAUGAAUUAAAUGCAAAAAGUAUUGAUUACAUCUCCGAAAAUGUCCAGCUUUCAAAUAUGCUUGCUGCUGAUCGCCACGAUAUGUGUCAGUUGGAAUAGUGCGAGUGCUGGCAAAGUGUGCAGUGCAGAGAGAGAUGAGUGGAGGUGUAAGUCCGGCGGCUGUAUUGCAGCAGAAAAUCUAUGCGAUGGCAUCCGCCAUUGUCUCGAUGGUUCCGAUGAGACGAAAGCAUCUUGCAAAUCGAUGCAAUGCUCAUUUGCUUCAUUUCGUUGUGAUUAUGGUGCAUGCAUAUCACUCGAAUUGCUGUGUGAUGGUGUGCACGAUUGUGACGAUUCAUCGGAUGAGGACAGUGAGACGUGUCGCAAACGACGCAAUGAUUUACCGAAUGAUGAGAUAGAUGAGGAGACAAAACGAAAGAAUUGUAUUGGUUGGGGGCAAAUGAAGUGUUGGUCGGGCCAGUGUGUCAGCAUCACUGACAAAUGUAAUGGCGUACAGGACUGUGAUGAUGGUAGUGAUGAGCUGACUUCUUUGUGCCAAACGGUAUUGUGUAGGCAAAAUCAGUUCCAAUGCGGUUAUGGCGCUUGUUUGCCCAUGGAAGCCAAAUGUAAUGGAACAAAGGAAUGCUGGGAUGGUACCGACGAGCAUGAGGGACUAUGCAUAAAGGAAAGUGCUACCGUAUUAACACCCAAAACUAGAAUAAAAUCAAACGCAGUUACGGAGAGUAUUACGUAUCCAACGAUUAAGAACAAACCAAACACGUCAACGGAGCUUCCAAAUACGCGAGAAACUACUACAACUAUUUUAGACGAUUCGACACAUUUUGAAGCCAUUGAAAACUCCGAAAAAGAUUUAACAAUCAUACCUAAAGUUAAAACUACGAGCACACAAACAACAACGAAUCGACCUGUUGCCAAUACUAAGAAUAAAAAAACCUUGGAAACUCAUUUCAAUGGCUCACCUUCAGAACGAUCUCACUUGAACACUACAAGCAUGAAUGAAAUUAUAAUUACGCAGAAGACAUCAACUUCUAAACCACUUAUCGGACCGGCCACAAAAGCAAAUGUAACAAGGAACUACUCAGAGAAAAAUACGCAAAUAAUAACACCAAUAAUUCGAGAAACAACAACCACAAUUUAUAUAUCAAAGCAAACUGAUAGUAGUGACACUAACGGUCAAGAAGUGAGUGGACAAAUUGAGAGACUACCUAAAGGUCCAGUUUAUCAUAUUAAUAAAACAUUAAAUGCCACGGAAAAAAACCGUAAUGCUAAAUACCCUGGAGGUAUAACAACAAUCACGGAAGUGAAGAAAGACAAAUCAAAAGCUGAAGGAAACAAAGAAGACUUCGAAAACAGCAUGAACAGCACGCCUUCAGAACGAACUCAAGUCAUAACAACAAAUGAAAACGAAACUAUGAUCACACAAAAAACCUCAGUUCAUUCACCAGCUGUAGCAACUUCAGCGGAAAGUUUCGGUAUCGAUCAAACUUUUAAGAAACUCUCCGGGACGGCUACGAGAGAAAAUGUAACAAAACAAUUUUCAGAAAACAAUUUACACGUGACCAUGCCAAAAAUUGGCAACACAAUAAAAACUCCACCGAUUAAAAAAAAUAAAACAUUUCCUCUUGACAUUCGAAAUGGUACGCCAUCAGAGCAGCCUAAAGGUAAUGGAAAUAAGGAACAAGAAGUCAGGCAGAUCCAGAAUCAACUUGCCAUAUCGCAAACCACCUUAUAUACUCUAAAUGUGACAAGACAAACUCCCAAUCUCAAAACAAAUUUAAGUUCGAGUUCUAACAGAUCUAAUGAUUCUAAUUUAAGUGUUCAGAGCCCUAUAAAUUCACGACCACACACUUUCGUACUGCCUACAAGUCCUGUUUCGCCUGUUGAUAAAACAUUAAAUGCAACAGAAAAACCCCGCAAUGUAAACUAUCCAGGAAGUAUAACCACAACUGUCACAAACCUGUACAACAUGAGUAGAACAACACCGCCUACUACCACCAAUAAAGCAACCACUAAAACCAGGAAUCAAUGCACUAUACGCAGGUGUGAUUAUCCACUCAUUUGUAACAUUUUAUUACAAGGCUCCCAAGAUUCUGGAAGAUUAUAUGACAAUCAGGCGCGACAUUACCUCUUUGAGGGAUCAGAAGUGGUUUUCAACUGUGCCGACGGUUUUGUUCUAGAAGGUGUAAACCGUACAACAUGCAAAGCAAACGGCUGGACCAAUAAAAUUCCAAGUUGCAAUCCCUCCUGUGAUGCAGACUUCAAAUUGCGCUGCAUACCGCCACUGAAAUGUGUCUAUGAGGAGCCCAACAUUAGUAAAAAACAAGUCAUAACGAAUUAUUUUACAGAUACUGUUGUUAGAGAACAUUUUAAACUUAGUUUCGAAUGCUAUGAGGGUUAUCUCCUAGAAGGUUCGAAUGUAAGGAAAUGUACAGCGAAAGGCUGGUCAAAUGUGAUGCCUAGAUGUGUCAAUCAAUGCGAUGUAUUGGAUUUGAAAAUUCCGAAGUGGCCGCUAAAGUGCCAAAAGUUUGACUCAAAUACAAGAUAUACAACUAACUGCCAAUAUUCACUUUGGAAUAGGAAGGUGAGAGAAGGCUCUUAUUUUGAAUAUAGCUGCGAAUAUGGAUACAAUCUGAGUGGAGUGAAUCGUUCAACCUGUAUGAAUUAUGGCUGGAAUAAUGACGCACCUACUUGCAUUCCCUGGUGCGAUUUAAAACUUAUCCGUCCGUGUAAAUAUCCGUUAAUUUGUAAAGAAACCCGGACUAGAUAUUUCUCCAGCAACAUGGCUGCCGCAACCACCUCGGAAUUAACUGUGGAAUUUUCUUGUAAAGUUGGUUAUGAACUAGUUGGUGAGAAGGUCAUCACAUGUUCGAAAGGUGGAUGGAGUCAUAGUAUUCCUACUUGCAAGAAAAUUUAUUGUGAUGCUAAUGUAUUGGACGACUGCACUUUUCCGUUAAUGUGUUGGCGGUAUGACUCUGCGACGAAAAGGUAUAGGAGAAUCUACAAAGGAAGCGUGCAGCAAUUAUCCCACGAUGAACAAUUAUAUAUUAGCUGUGAAAAUGGCUAUAUUUUCUCAGGCACACAAUAUUUAAAUUGUAACGGAGGCAAAUGGUAUGACACUAUGCCUAAAUGUAUCGCAACAUGCAGAACCGAUUUGUUACCUAAAUGUGAAAAUCCAAUGAUUUGCACUGCUCACAAUUAUUAUACAGGAUCUAGCCAAGCCAUAACUAAUAACAAUAGCGGCGGUUAUAGAACGUAUCCCCAAGGCAUUACGGUAGUUUUCAAUUGCGCUUAUGGCCACGUACUAAAUGGCGCCAGAACAGCAACCUGUGACUUCCAUGGUUGGAAAUACGAAGACGGAAUGUACGAUCCUGAAUGUCAACGAAUCUCUAACACUUGUGACAAAGAAAUACUGGAUAACUGCACUUAUCCACUAAUUUGUGAGAGAUUCGAUAUCGAGUUCGGGGAUUAUACAAAAAUUCAAAGUGCCAUCCACCAGAAAUCAAUUUAUGAUGCGGAACAAAUAAGAUUCAGUUGUGAAAAUGGUUAUGUGUUGGAUGGCAGAAACGCUUUAACUUGCACGGGAGGCAAAUGGGAUGGCUAUAUACCCAAAUGUAUUGUACAUUCCUGCAGAGCUGAUUUACUUCCCGCGUGCAAAUACCCAUUAACUUGCACGCGUUACGAAUCCAAGUUCAAAUCCGAGCAGACAAUAUUUGAUAGCAGUAUUAAUGAGUCCACAAAUUAUGCUUUAAAUACUCAGAUUGUUUUCGGUUGUGCUGAAGACUUUAAGUUGAAAGGCGAAGAGCAAACCAUUUGUAGUUCGAACGGUUGGAGUCAUCAGCAAAGUCUUAAACUACCGCAAUGUGUGCGCAAUUCUCCAUGUGAUCUCGAUAUUUUUAAAAGUUGUAAACGACCAGUCUUUUGUCAUUAUCAAGAACCGAAUAAGAAUAAUUGGUCAAUGGUACAGAGCAAUUUCCUUAUAAAUUAUGUUGCUGAAAAUUCAGUUGUAAGCUUCAGUUGUGAUUACGGUUUUAAGCCUCAAGGAGCCAAUUAUAUAUAUUGUAAAUCGGAUGGAUGGGAUAAUCCUAUACCUAAGUGUGUGCGUGAUUAAUAAAUUAGUGAUAAUGAUUUAUGCUGAAA